This is a messenger RNA of Solanum stenotomum, 1375 nucleotides long. RefSeq lists its product as uncharacterized. Gene Ontology annotation, biological process: protein ubiquitination. Lineage: Eukaryota; Viridiplantae; Streptophyta; Magnoliopsida; Solanales; Solanaceae. Gene Ontology annotation, molecular function: zinc ion binding; ubiquitin-protein transferase activity. Gene Ontology annotation, cellular component: membrane. Bases 142 to 1068 code for a protein of 308 amino acids. The record is from RefSeq and is a predicted model, not a curated record. The transcript has 8 exons.
ACCUGAUAAUCAAAAAGGCCCAAACUGAAGACUUCUUACAACUAUUUCUUCUUCUUCUCUCAAGAAAGAAAAAGGAUACUACUCAUACAAAUUCUCAGAAAACCAAAAUUUGCAUUUUCAGGAUACGUGGGUGAACUGCUAAUGGGAGAACACUUGGCUCUGUGUGUUGAUCGUCUUAUCACACCUGAAUCUUUGCACACUAUGCAAGGGUCAGAGAAUGCAGGAUCCUCUGGGGGAAAUUCUUGCUCUCACCCAGCAGAUCAAUCUUCCUAUGGCACUGCUAAUAAGGAGGAUGAAGAACCAGAAGCUGGUGGUGAAGAUGAGCCAUUACUUCAGACUGUGGAAUGCCGAAUUUGCCAGGAAGAAGAUAGCCCGAAGAAUUUGGAGAUUCCUUGUAGCUGCAAUGGCAGCUUAAAGUAUGCUCAUAGGAAAUGCGUUCAGCGGUGGUGCAAUGAGAAGGGUGAUAUAAUUUGCGAGAUUUGCCAUCAGCCUUACCAACCUGGCUAUACUGCUCCUCCACCGCCUUCUCAUUCCGAAGAUAUUGCCAUUGACAUGAGUGGGGGCUGGACAGUAGCUGGUACUCAGCUCAACGUACAUGAUCCUCGGCUUCUUGCAAUGGCAGCUGCAGAACGCCAUCUCUUGGAGGCUGACUAUGAUGAAUAUGCUGAUUCAAGUGCUAGUGGAGCUGCAUUUUGCCGUUCUGCUGCUUUAAUCUUAAUGGCCCUUUUAUUAUUGAGGCAUGCUGUGACCAUCGGAAAUGGUGAUGGGGAUGAUGAUGAUGUUUCUGCCUUUUUCUCGCUUUUCUUACUCCGUGCUGCUGGUUUUCUUCUACCUUGCUACAUCAUGGCUUGGGCUAUCAGUAUCAUGCAGCGUCGAAGGCAAAGACAGGAGGCAGCAGCACUAGCGGCAGCAGAAGUUGCUUUCAUGCUGCAAGCAGGGCAACAUAGGGGCUUGCAUGUAACAAUAGCACCAGGACCUGCACAGGCAGCAGAACCUUCAGCAAACCCAACUACCCAUGUUGCAACACCAACUGGCCAGGUCACAGCUCCUCCUCCGGAGCUAGUAUAAAUGGCUUUGCUCAGCUGGCAUGUUAAAACGUUGUUACUGAUAAUGGCACUGUACUUUGUAAGUUGCACAAGCUAGGAGAAUAGAGGUUCUUUUUUCCUUUCGAUGUAUUAGUUGUAUAUCUUAGCCCUGGCAAAUUUGGAGUGAUGCAGAGGCUGAAAUUGUUCCCUUUUGUUCAAUAUUUACAUUAGUGCUUGAACUUGUAAAAAAACCAUAGCAGCUAACUUAUCUGCUUUGAAUUUGAAGAUACCAUAUCUUCACAUCAUGUACAUUGUUUAUUCUUAUCGAUAUGGUUUACUGUUCCAUCCCA